AAGACUUCGACGCGCCCCCCGCCCCCCGCCCCCUACCAUUGUAGGUUUAAAGUGUCAGAUGUAGGUAAAUACCUAUAUAAAAUUCGUGAUGAUAGUGUUAGACCAAGAAAUUUCCUUGGCGCAGAUGAUGAGGACGGAAUAGAAGCCAUACUCUCAGAUCGUGAAGGCCAUUCCUUACACGAAUAUAUUGAUGGCGACGAGCCACUCCGUCCUAUUAUAGAUUUCGAUUUACCACGAGAAGUAUAUGAUAGCAUCAACCCUAAACUAACAGGCAAAGAGAUACUAGAUUCACUUAAUCGUGCUUUUAUGAAAGCGUCUCAUGAGAUAUUCCCAGAAUGGGACCAUAAAACUAUAACUAUUGCUAGUAGUAGUGAUGCGAAAAAAAUAUCAUACCAUAUCUCAACUUUCGGUAUGAGACUCCAAAAUAUCGCUCAGGUCGCAGCAUUCACUGAGCUUGUCCAUGAGAAACUUCCGGUAAGUUUACAGGAGAAAAGUAUUAUUGAUAAUAUUGCAAAUAAAAGUUCUUUCUCCUUGCGAAUGCUUGGAUCGUCCAAGUAUGUUGAAGAAACUAAAGAGCAUAUACGGGUAAAGAAAGCCAUACAUCCAAAAAAUGGAUCUAUCUUUGAUUUCAUGCUUCGUCCACCCAAUGAUGAAUCAAAAAUCAUAAAAAGCCCUAUAUUAGAUAAACCAAAAACAGAAGUCAAAAGGUGUAAUGAUGCUAAUGGCGAAAUCACUCAGGCAGAUUAUGAUUUUGUGGAAUUGUUACUCAGAGAUAAUUGUGUCGAAGGGUAUACUCUCUCAUUUCCUUCAGAAAACACCCCUAAUUUGUUUUCUCUAACUCGCAACUCCCCAUCACACUGUCCAAUAUGUGAUCGAGAGCAUACAAAUGAAAAUGCAUAUAUUAUACGAUAUAAAAAAUCAUACAGAUUUUAUUGUUAUCGUGCCGAUCAGGAUCGAAAACCUGAAAUAAGAAAUCCCUCACUAAAGCUCACCAUUAGCGAAACUGCUUUGGACCAAGAACAAAAGCUUCCAAGCCCUACAAAACUAGACCGAUCCAGAAUUUCAGAUCCUAAUGAUCACUUCGUAUGGGGAGAUCUAAUUGACAUGUGUGGUACAAAAGAAAAAUUCACCCGCAAUGCUGUAUAUGAAGCCAUUCAAGCAACAAUAGCAUGUAUUCAAACAGAUACAAAGUUGUGGGUAUUGAAACUUGAGGAUUCUAAUGGUAGUCUUUUCUUCAAGAUGUCAUCUAAACUAGAUAUAGCAAAGUACGAAAUUAGCUUAGUUGAGCUAGGAGGAGAAGCGGUAAAAUUAGUAAAUCUAAUAGAUCGAGCAGUUAUAGAAGCACCUAUCAUUGAAAUAGAUUCUGCUCUUAUUGAACCAAUUAUCUGGCAUAUAGAAAAUGUCUGGUGUAAUAGGAAUAACGUUCUUUCAGAAUAUGUUCUUAAUUGGUUUUCAUAUCUUGUACAAUAUCCUGAUAAAAAACCUGGUACUGUUUUAGUAUUGCGCUCCCCUCCACGUUCUGGAAAAAAUAUAUUAACAGAUUUUAUUGGAAAAGAAGUGUUGGGACAAGAAUUAUUCUUUGCAUCAUCAGAUCUUGGAAAAGUAUUAGGAAGAUUUAAUAGUUGUAUACAGGCGCGAAAACUUAUCCUUUUAAACGAAACUGGAAUGGCUUCUGGAGAAUGGCAUAAGGCUAAUGAUCACUUAAAAUCACUAAUCACUGAACCAUACGUGACAAUAGAGUGUAAAGGGCUUGAGCCUAAGACAAUUAAAGACUUUGCUGGAUAUAUAGUUUUAAGUAACCAUGAUGCACCACUUCGCAUUGAAAUGGGUGAUGGCCAUAUUGUAUGUUUAGAUGUAUCACCUCGAUGUAAAGGAAACAUGGAAUAUUUUAAGCGCUUAGGAAAAAUCUUAGAUAAUCCAAAUACACCUGGUGUUUUUAUGAAUUAUUUAUUAAAGCGAGACCUCUCGGAUUGGAUACCACAAAACAUUCCUAAUACGAAAAUGAGAGCGGAUACAAUGCGAGAUCAACUCCCUAAUCCUAUUCGGUUCAUAAUCAAUUAUAUAUCCUUAUGGUCAGUGGAAAGGAUUGAUAAACUGAACUGCACAGAAUUAUAUCAAGAAUAUCUUGGAUGGUGUGGAAGUAAUGGAGAAAAACCAUUUAGUAGUGCUAUUCUUGGAAAGAAGUUUUCACAAAUCGGUAUUGAUCGGGCACGUUCACGAGAUAAUGGAGUAAGAGUAUAUCAGUAUAUUCUUGACCAUUCCAAGAUCAUAGCCAAGCUCCAUGAAUCUGGCCUAGGUAAUAUCGAAGAAUUUUCUGAUAUACCUCAAGAUGAGUUGCCAGCCAAUGAGACCACAGACAUACCCAUAUUCAAUAUGCCAGAAAAACUUCCCUCAAAAUUUGCCUCACCACAGCUGGAAAAAAAUACACCACCACCACUACUUAGUAGUAAGGGCAAGAAGGCUGACAACUGGGACAAUUCGACCAAAGACCUUUUCGAUUAUGUGGUAGAACAGGCGGAACCCCCAGUUGUUUCAACAUCUGGAACCUCUGAAGAAUCUAAGUCUCUAGAGACAAUCAUCUCUAGCGAUAAAGAAGUUCCCUCUGAAUCGGUAACCGAUGAGCUUGAACCCAAACCCGAUCCUGAGCCUAGACCCAACUCAUUUCCAUCAGAUCCGGUUAUGAAGGGACCUCAAUGGAUCAAAGAAGGGGAAAAAAGUGCCAGAGCUCAGCGAGAGGAGCGCCUCAGAAAAAGGGCGAUUGAACUAGGUGAGAAUCCAGAUGACUUUAUGACUAUCACAAAAAAAGAUAAGCUUGAUUCUAUUACAUUCCGUGAUAGAAUGGAGGCCGAUGCACGAAUGUGUGGUUAUGCAAAAGAGGUAGAAGAAGACCCCAAUGAAUAUAUGGACAUGAAAAUACGAGAAAGAUUGAUGGGAGAAGAAAUAAUCCGUCGUGAUCUUGAAGAUGAUGGAGUUACAACUUCAUGGCUUGAUACUGAUGAGGAAUAG
Molecule: messenger RNA, 3006 nt
Organism: Cetraspora pellucida
Lineage: Eukaryota; Fungi; Glomeromycota; Glomeromycetes; Diversisporales; Gigasporaceae
Source: the annotation of a GenBank genome assembly